AUGAUGGCAUCAUUCGACGAUGUCAUGGCAGAACACAUUCGAAGAAUAAAUAAUCAAGAAACUCAUGAUCAUUACCUUGGACCAGAAAUUCAAAAUGAAUUGAUAGAACAAAUGUCGAGUAAAGUACGUGAAAAUAUAGUUAAAAUAAUAAAAGGUGCAAAAUAUUUCUCAAUCAUGAUGGAUUGCACCCCGGAUGUAAGUCACCAAGAACAACUUUCAUUGAUUAUUCGAAUAGUUAAUUUAGAAUUAGAAAGCGAAACUUCAGCACCAAAAAUCGAAGAAUAUUUUUUAGAUUUCAUAAGCGUUGAAUCAACUACUGGUUUACAUUUAGCAAACUUACUUGUUUCAAAAUUACAAGAAUAUAAUAUUGACCUUCUGGACUGCCGUGGACAAGGAUAUGACAACGGAUCAAAUAUGAAGGGACAAUAUCAAGGUGUACAGUCCAGAAUCAAACAACUUAACUCUAGAGCAUUUUUUACUCCAUGUGCAUCACACAACUUAAAUCUAUUACUAGGAGAUAUUUCCAAAAGUUCCACAAAGGCAAUUAGUUUUUUUGGAAUAGUACAGAGAAUAUAUUGUUUGUUUUCUUCUUCAACAAAACGUUGGAGUAUUUUAAAAAAACAUUGUCAAGAACUCACAUUAAAACCCUUGUCUGAAACCCGAUGGGAAUGCAGAGUAGAAAGCAUUAAAGCUAUUCGGUAUCAAAUACCUGGAGUUAUAAAAGCAUUAGAAGAGGUUCUAGAAGUUACAAAUGACCCUAAAACUAAGAGCGAAGCCAAUUCUUUGGUUAGUCAUGGAAUUGGUGACUAUGAAUUUAUUUUAAGUCUAGUUAUAUGGUAUGAUAUUUUGGUGCAAGUAAAUAUGGUAAGCAAAUCAUUACAAUCUAUAAAUACAAAUUUGCAAAUAUUGACGAGUAUGUUGAAUAGCUUAUUAGAUUUUUUUAAAAAAUACAGAACAAAUUGUCAUGGAUUUGAAAAUGCGAAAAUCACAGCUAAUGAAUUAGCAAAAGAUUUAGAUGUUGAACCAGUAUUUGCUCAAAAAAGAUAUAAAAAAGCUAAAAAAAUGUUUGAUUAUGAGAGGAAUAAUGAUUUACAUAGGAAUAAUGGUGAAGAAAUAUUUAAACAAGAAUAUUUUAUUGUUAUUCUAGACCAGGCUAUUGUUUCAAUGGAAGAAAGAUUUAUACAAUUUAGGUGGUAUGAAGAGAACUUCGGUUUUUUAUUUAAUAUAAAGAAGUUAAAAGAAACAAAUGAUGAAGAUUUAAUGAAACAUUGUAAAGAUUUACAAAAUAUUUUGUCUUCUGGUGACUCAAAAGAUAUUGAAGCUGUAGAUUUAUAUACAGAAUUAAUCUUAUUUCGAAAUUUAGUUGAAGAAAACAUGACAGCUUUACAAGCAUUGGAAGUGACAAAAAAAACUCGUAGUUGUUUUCCUAAUAUUUCAAUUGCUCUUCGAAUCAUUUUGACAAUUCCAGUUACUUCUGCUAGUGCUGAGAGAUCAUUCUCAAAACUAAAGCUUAUAAAAACAUAUUUGAGGAAUACAAUGACUCAAAACAAAUUAUCUGGAUUAGCAAUGCUAUCCAUAGAAAAUGAAAUGGCUUCAGAACUCAAUUUUGACUCAAUAAUUGAUGCUUUUGCAGCUAAAAAAUCAAGAAAAAAAAUGUUUUAA
Molecule: messenger RNA, 1662 nt
Organism: Metopolophium dirhodum (rose-grain aphid)
Lineage: Eukaryota; Metazoa; Arthropoda; Insecta; Hemiptera; Aphididae
Product: zinc finger MYM-type protein 1-like
Exons: 1
Coding region: 1-1662 (553 amino acids)
Molecular function (GO): protein dimerization activity
Source: RefSeq, a predicted model, not a curated record